Molecule: messenger RNA, 2463 nt
Organism: Iphiclides podalirius (scarce swallowtail)
Lineage: Eukaryota; Metazoa; Arthropoda; Insecta; Lepidoptera; Papilionidae
Source: the annotation of a GenBank genome assembly
AUGGAGCUUCCCCAACCGCCUCAAGAUCAAGACCUGCGCAACAUUAUAGACAAGCUGGCUCAGUUUGUCGCAAGAAAUGGUCCAGAGUUCGAGAAAAUGACUAAAAACAAGCAAAAAAACAACCCUAAGUUCAGUUUCCUGUAUGGCGGAGAUUACUUCAACUACUACCAGUAUAAAGUGACUACAGAGCAAGCAAUUCUAAAGCAAUCGGCCGGUGGGCAGUCUGCUCCCGCGCCCGCCGGGGCUUAUAUGGCACAGAACAGGCAAUAUGUAAUGCCCCAACAGGGCGGUGCUACGGCCGCGCAGCUGGGCCUUGCAGCUUCGAUGGCAGUGGCACCAGCACUUCAGCAAUGGUUGGCAGCAAAUUCUGCCCCAUCAGCAGCUACCAGCCAUCACUCCCACGACAUUGACAACAUCAAUGCACAGAUCAACAUUCUUAAAGAGCAGAUAACUCAAUCAGAAAACAAUCUCAGUGCGCAACACACAGUGUUGAUACAGCAACAACAGGCUAAAAUCAAUGAACUGGUCAGCAAAGCUCAGGUGGAAACCAUCCAGAUCAUGGCUGAAGAAAAUAACAUCAGUCUCAAUGAACUAGACACCAUCCUUCAACCAAUAAUUGACUCCUGUACUAAAGACAGCAUUUCAUCAGGAAAAGGCUGGAUAUUGCAACAUGCAACAUCGCAUGACGCUGGGAAAGUUAUAUCGCAGCACCUCCUGAGGAAAGUCACUCAACCUGGGGCUGCAUUCACACAAAAGCUACACAUCAUUUACCUCGUAAAUGAUGUUCUACAUCACUGUGCACGCAAAAAUGCAGAAGAUCUCAAGAAAAAUUUGGAAAAUGUGGUGGUUCCAAUGUUUUGCAAUGCCAGUAUAGCGGUUACUGAAGAACAGGAGGCGAAACUUAACAAGCUGCUUCGCUUGUGGGAAUCCAAGUCGAAUUAUUUCGAGUCAGCCGUGAUUGAAAAAAUGAAGAGUCCCACUAGCUCCUAUCAAGAGUAUCAGAACAAUUUGAUAGCGCAGCAUUCUAAUGCCAUAGCGCAUUUAACACAGCAGACCAAAUCUACCUUUGAGAAUUAUCAAACUCAACACCAAGCAUUUGUCGCUCACACUAUGCAACAGAUACAGCAGCUUGAGAUGCAAAAGCAUGCUUUAGAACUGCAAAACCAGGAACAAAAAGACAAUAUGCAGCCACCAAAUCUCCAAGUGCCCUUCCAGAACAAUACUUUCACAGACCAGAACUUUCCACAAAUGGGUGGUUUUCAUGAGCAAAGCUAUAACUCAAGCAACCAGCAGUAUGGCAGUGAGAGUGGAGAUAACUAUGCUUCUAACAACAGUAUGAGUGGAAAUGAGAAUAGUUAUGACAGCCAAACAUUUGAUCAAAUAACAGGACAUAAAAAGAAUGAUAUUGAGGAGCCUGAUUUGUCAAACCUUCCAAAUGUCAAUUUCUCGCAACCGCCCCCUGGAUAUAUGCCACAAGAAAAUCCAGCAUUAUUAGCAUUCCAGAAUGGUCUUCCAGAUCUUAGUAAACCUCCACCUGGAUUUAUUCCAUUCCCAGAUAUAAAUAAUGAGGACUUAAUGCCUUCUGUACCAUAUUUUGAAUUGCCUGCUGGACUCAUGGUUCCUUUAAUAAUGCUUGAAGAGGAUCGUUAUAGACCUUUGGAUCCUGCAAUGAUUCGUCUCCCUCCACCAGCGCCGCCGAACGAGAGGUUACUGGCGGCCGUCGACGCAUUCUAUGCAUCGCCCAACCAUGAGCGUCCUCGAGACAAUGAGGGCUGGGAGAAACUGGGACUUUACGAGUACUACAAAGCUAAAAAUGCUGCACGGAAGCGCAAAGAAGAGGACAUCGCCCAGGGCAGAAGAGAGCGUUCAAAAUCACCAAGCCCUAUACCUAAAGAUCUACAGAAGCAACCCACACCCCCCGGAAGGAGAUACCGAUCAAAGAGUAAAACGCCGGAAAAGUCAUCACCAGUGCGGUCCAAGUCAAGAUCGCGAUCCCCAUCUCCACGACGGAAACAAACCAUGUGGAGGAGAGAAAGAGAGAGGGACAAUCGGCGUCGGUCGCGGUCAAGAUCAAGAUCCCGGUCCAGAAGCAAGUCGCGAGAACGAGAUCGGGACCGUGCGAGGGAGUCAUCGCCGCGGUCGCGACGAGUCGAACGUUCCAGAUCGCCAACGCCCCCCAGUUUUCUCGCUGCCUCCAACAACUCGUUUCCAACAACCUCUAGUGGUUUGGACCCUAGUAAUAAAGGUCACCAGUUACUGCAGAAGAUGGGUUGGAGUGCUGGUGGGCUGGGCGCCUCGGGACAGGGUAUCGCCGAGCCGAUCAGCGGGGGCGCGGUGCGGGAUCGACAGGACCAAUACAAAGGUGUUGGCGUAAACCUAAAUGACCCAUAUGAAAAUUUCAGAAAGAACAAGGGUGCAGCAUUUAUUACGAGAAUGAAGGAGAGAGCUCUCGAAAGGUCAACG